Molecule: messenger RNA, 1635 nt
Organism: Elephantulus edwardii (Cape elephant shrew)
Lineage: Eukaryota; Metazoa; Chordata; Mammalia; Macroscelidea; Macroscelididae
Gene: TULP1
Product: tubby like protein 1
Exons: 16
Coding region: 1-1635 (544 amino acids)
Biological process (GO): protein localization to cilium
Cellular component (GO): cilium
Molecular function (GO): actin filament binding
Source: RefSeq, a predicted model, not a curated record
AUGCCGCUGCAGGAUGAUACCCUCCGAGAAGUGUGGGCUUCAGACAGUGGGCAUGAGGAGGAAGGCCUGAGCCUGGAGACCCAGAAGCACCCCAAACAGCGAACAGGCCUGGGACAGAAGCCAAGAAAGAAGAAGGCAGACACCCCAGAGUCUCCCACGGGAUCCAAGCCGCGAAGACGUGGGCAGGGAGCUGAGGGGAAGCGGCGGGAGGAGCCCGCCCCCAAGCCCACCCCGAACCCAACCGAUGAUGCCAGGCCACCGCACACACUCUACACCAAGUUCCUCAGGGACCCCCAAGCCAAGAAGCCCGACCCCCGGGAAACAUUCCUGGUAUCCCGGGCCCCAGGCGCAGAGGACGAGGAGGAGGAUGGAGGUGAGGAGGAAGAGGAUGAUGAGGAAGUGGAGGAGGAAAAGAAAGAGAAAAUCCCUCUACGUCCCAAGAAGCCCCCUAAAGAGAAGGCCUCAGCAGACACCAAGGAGAGGAAAGCCAAGGCCCAGGGCCCAAAGGGGGACCUGGGGAGUCCUGUACCCUCACAGAAACCUCUUCGAAUUAAGAAGAAGGAGGUUCCAGCAGGGGAAGUGACCAAGAUAAAGAAGACAAAGAAAAAAGGGUCUGGAGAGUCUGACAAGGACCCCUCAGAAAGCCCAGCUGGUGUGAAGAAGAAGAUUCCAACAGCCUUGUUUCUGGUUGGAGAAGGUGGCCCAGUUAAGAAAGCUUGGAAGAAGAAAGAUGAUGAUGAUGAUGAUGAAGAGGAUGAGGCAGCCGCGGUGGUGACCAAGAACAGCAAUCAGAAGGGCAAAGCGAAAGGAAAGAAUAAAAAGCAGAAACCGAAAGAAGAGAGGGCCCCAUCCCCACCCGUGGAGGUAGAUGAACCUGCAGAGUUUGUCCUGCGGCCAGCACCACAGGGACGCACAGUGCGCUGCCGGUUGACCCGGGACAAGAAAGGCAUGGAUCGGGGCCUGUAUCCCUCCUAUUUUCUGCAUCUGGACACUGAGAAGAAGGUGUUCCUCUUGGCUGGCAGAAAACGGAAACGGAGCAAAACGGCCAAUUACCUCAUCUCAAGUGACCCUACCAAUCUGUCCAGAGGAGGGGAGAAUUUCAUUGGGAAACUGAGAUCUAACCUUCUGGGGAAUCGCUUCACUGUCUUUGACAAUGGAAAGAAUCCCCACCGUGGAGGAGGGGGCGCCGACGUGGGGAGCCUGCGUCAGGAGCUGGCUGCAGUGAUCUAUGAAACCAACGUGCUGGGCUUCCGGGGUCCACGGCGUAUGACCAUCAUCAUUCCAGGCAUGAGCUCGGACAAUGAGAGGGUGCCCAUCCGACCCCGAAACGCCAGCGACGGGCUGCUGGUGCGCUGGCAAAACAAGACCCUGGAGAGUCUCAUUGAGCUGCACAACAAGCCACCUGUCUGGAAUGAGGAAAGUGGCUCCUACACUCUCAACUUCCAAGGUCGUGUAACACAGGCCUCGGUCAAGAACUUCCAGAUUGUCCACGCUGAUGACCCUGACUACAUCGUGUUGCAGUUUGGCCGCGUGGCCGAGGACGCCUUCACCCUGGACUACCGGUAUCCGCUGUGUGCCCUGCAGGCCUUUGCUAUAGCCCUCUCCAGCUUCGACGGGAAGCUGGCCUGCGAGUGA